This is a messenger RNA of Macadamia integrifolia, 603 nucleotides long. Its product is annotated as transcription factor CPC-like. The transcript is spliced from 3 exons. Lineage: Eukaryota; Viridiplantae; Streptophyta; Magnoliopsida; Proteales; Proteaceae. Gene Ontology annotation, cellular component: nucleus. Gene Ontology annotation, molecular function: transcription cis-regulatory region binding. Gene Ontology annotation, biological process: cell differentiation. The coding region runs from base 112 to 336 and encodes 74 amino acids. The record is from RefSeq and is a predicted model, not a curated record.
UCAGCGCCCCAGCGACAACGCAACUCCUUACCAUUUUGUUUUGGACCCAACUGCUUAAUUGGAACUCCUAGAGUUUCUCUCUCUCUCUCUCUCUCUCUUUAUAUUCUAUCAAUGGCUGAUUCAGAUCGCUCUUCUGAUGAUAGCUCCGUGGAUUCUCGAGGGGAAAGCAGUGAAGACUCAAAGCUGGAGUUCACAGAAGAUGAGGAGACAUUAAUUGCUCGAAUGUAUAAUCUGCUUGGGGAGAGGUGGUCUCUAAUUGCUGGGAGAAUUCCAGGAAGAACAGCAGAGGAGAUUGAGAAGUACUGGACCUCAAGAUACUCCACAAGUAGUGAAUGAAGUUAUCUUAGUAGCAACUAUAGCGAUUUUUUGGGGAAUUGCUUCGGUAGAAGCAAUUAAGUUUGGUUCUUAGAUACUUCGAUCAUGUUACUGUUUGGCAUCCUCUUGAUCCACUACCUCCUCUCCUAUGUAAUCCUCCUGGAGAUGUAUUGGACUUCCCUUUUUUGUUUUCUGUUAGCCAAGUUGGGUCGUGGAUGUAAUUGUGUAUAGUGGCUUGACUCAUUUUGAAACAUGAGGACGGAAUUUUAUUAUAAUCUUGUUUCCAAA